This is a messenger RNA of Artibeus jamaicensis (Jamaican fruit-eating bat), 1801 nucleotides long. RefSeq names its product CCR4-NOT transcription complex subunit 11 (gene CNOT11). NCBI's taxonomy places the organism in Eukaryota, Metazoa, Chordata, Mammalia, Chiroptera, Phyllostomidae. Gene Ontology annotation, cellular component: CCR4-NOT complex. The transcript is spliced from 7 exons. The record is from RefSeq and is a predicted model, not a curated record. Bases 193 to 1728 code for a protein of 511 amino acids. Gene Ontology annotation, biological process: mRNA catabolic process; negative regulation of translation.
GGAUCCCCUCAGUGCCCAUGCUCCACAACCCUUGGUUUUGCUCAGUGCCACCCACCUCCUUUGCGGUCUGGCUUCCUCAACGUGUUUACUUUGCGACUCUGUCGCGUAACACCACGCUUUACGGUCUUGGAGACUGAGUCAGGCGUCGCCAUGGCCACACCCUCGGAGAAGCAUUCCUGGUGAGUGGUUUUGAUGCCCGGCGUGGGGGCGAGAGCGGAGUGUGGCCGGCUUUUCGUCGACGCGGAACAAAGAGUGGUCCCGGAAGCUGCGCCGUCGGCGUCCAGGGACGGCCGGAGGGGCUCCAACAGCAGUGGCAGAGGCGCGGCAGACGCCUCCUGGACUGGGAGUACCGGCCGGGUGGGCUUCCCGGGAAGGAUGAGUUUGACACCGAAGGAGCUCUCGAGCCUGCUGAGCAUCAUCUCUGAGGAGGCCGGCGGCGGCAGCACCUUCGAGGGCCUGUCUACCGCCUUCCACCACUACUUCAGUAAGGCCGACCACUUCCGCCUGGGCUCGGUGCUGGUGAUGUUGUUGCAGCAGCCGGACUUGCUGCCCAGCGCUGCGCAGCGGCUCACGGCGCUCUACCUGCUCUGGGAGAUGUACCGCACCGAGCCGCUCGCCGCCAAUCCCUUCGCUGCCAGCUUUGCGCACUUGCUCAAUCCCGCACCGCCGGCCCGGGGCGGCCAGGAGCCGGACCGGCCGCCGCUCUCAGGAUUUUUACCUCCUAUAACUCCACCAGAGAAGUUUUUUCUUUCCCAGCUAAUGCUGGCACCCCCAAGGGAACUCUUUAAAAAGACACCUCGACAGAUUGCCUUGAUGGACAUUGGAAACAUGGGCCAAUCUGUGGAUAUUAGCGGGCUUCAGCUAGCCUUGGCUGAACGCCAAUCUGAAUUGCCAACCCAAAGUAAGGCUGGCUUCCCUAGUAUUCUCAGUGACCCAGACCCAGAUUCUUCUAAUUCUGGAUUUGACAGCUCAGUUGCCUCUCAGAUCACGGAAGCAUUAGUCAGUGGCCCAAAGCCACCUAUUGAAAGCCAUUUUCGGCCAGAGUUUAUUCGUCCACCACCUCCACUCCAUGUUUGUGAGGAUGAGCUGGCGUGGCUAAAUCCAACAGAGCCUGACCAUUCGAUUCAGUGGGAUAAGUCGAUGUGUAUUAAGAAUAGCACGGGUGUAGAGAUCAAGCGAAUAAUGGCCAAAGCCUUCAAAAGCCCCCUAUCUUCUCCUCAGCAAACACAGCUCCUUGGUGAGUUGGAAAAAGACCCCAAACUUGUUUAUCAUAUUGGCCUUACUCCAGCCAAACUUCCUGACCUAGUGGAAAAUAACCCUCUAGUCGCCAUAGAAAUGUUGCUGAAGUUAAUGCAAUCAAGCCAAAUCACCGAAUAUUUUUCAGUCCUGGUCAAUAUGGAUAUGUCUUUACAUUCCAUGGAAGUUGUAAAUCGACUGACAACAGCUGUUGAUCUACCUCCUGAAUUUAUUCACCUUUAUAUAUCAAAUUGCAUCUCUACCUGUGAACAAAUUAAGGAUAAAUAUAUGCAGAAUCGUUUGGUGCGUCUUGUGUGUGUCUUUCUCCAAUCCUUGAUCCGUAACAAAAUUAUUAAUGUGCAGGACUUGUUUAUAGAAGUGCAGGCAUUCUGUAUUGAAUUCAGUAGGAUACGAGAAGCUGCUGGUCUUUUCCGGUUGUUGAAGACAUUGGACACUGGGGAAACACCUUCUGAGACCAAAAUGUCAAAAUAAUAUCCUAUCAGAACCACCCCAUUCAUUGUUCAGCUGUACUGCAAUUCAUUUUUUAAAACUGUUAUAACCCUAA